Molecule: messenger RNA, 1241 nt
Organism: Arabidopsis arenosa
Lineage: Eukaryota; Viridiplantae; Streptophyta; Magnoliopsida; Brassicales; Brassicaceae
Source: the annotation of a GenBank genome assembly
AACAGGUACUAACUAUUGAUAUUUAACUGCUUUUAAGAUUUAUUAUUGAGUCUUAACUCCAAGUGAUGUGGGUUUUGGAGCUAGACUCGAAUCAGUUCUGAUCCAGUCGGAUUUUGUAUUUCUUUUUGUUGUGGAUUAAGUCAUAAAGGAGGGAUUUUUGGGGGUUGUGAGUGAUAUGAAGAAGCGGGAAAAUUUGGGAUUAGGGUUCGAGUGGCAUGUUAUCUUCUGGUUAUCGAUUUGGUUGGCGAUUUCGCAACAAGCGCUGGGACUGAGACCUAUUAGGGAGAAAUCUCGAUCAUGGAGUGACGAGUGGUUCUUUGGUAGGAAACAAGAAGCUGAAGUAGGACCGUUUUCUGCAUGGAAUAUAACAGGAACAUAUAGAGGAACUUGGAAGUUUCUGAAUUCCGUCAAUAGCUCUUCGAAGUUUCAAGACUUUCAAAAAGAAAAUGGUAAUUCUGUGGUUGAGUUAGUGGCAGCUCCUACAAAGAUAACUGGUGUGCACUAUGUUCAGGGUGUAGUUGUUUUCCAUGACGUAUUUGACAAUGAACAAAAUGUGGGUGGUGCCCAAAUAAAUCUGGAAGGUGUAUAUAUAUGGCCCUUUAGACAACUCCGCCUUGUGGCUAACAGCGGCAAGGAGAGUGAUUCAGGGCAAGAAGACAAUAAUCUUCUCUCAAAUCCCUAUCAUCUGCUUGGAAUUUUCUCCUCUCAAGUGUUUCAAGAAUCUCCAAGAGACAGAUUACUGAAACGGAAACUUUCUCCAGUAAAUGAAAUGGAGAAGCACUGUAACAUCGAAAUAGCAGCUCAAGUAUCCCGCGUGGCUUCUGGUGAAAAUAGUAUGCAUUCUAACUUUAAACAUCGAGAUGGAGACAAAAAUUAUUAUCACAUGGAAGGAUUGAUGGAAAGUCCUGGGGUAGGCGAUGACGGAGAUUGUUUUUCCCCUUUGUUACUGAAUGCAACUUCUGUAAAUGCCGAAGUCUACUAUAACAAAGCUGUGAACUAUACACUGAUGGUCACUUUUGUCUCCACUCAAAAGUCUUACCCUUUCAUAACAGAAUGCCGAGCACUUGUGCAAAUUUAGCGUGUUCCUUAACUUUCUAUUGCAUUUAGAUCUCUUUCCUCCAGGUUCUUUUGUUGAUCCGGCAAAUGGAGCACGGUAACACACAAUCUGUAAGAUACUGAUGUAAACCAGAUGGUCUGAUAUUUUUAUUCUUGUACAGAAUGAAUAAAAAAUACUAACUUCC